AUGCUCUCGUCUUCUUACCUUCUUUUGUUCAAUGCCUUGAUUGCAUUCGUCUCUGCAGCUGCCGACUACAGCGAGCGACUCUUGCUUCGGCCCCUUCCCCAGGACACUCUUCUGGCCUCUUUCAAUUUCCGAAGCAACGAAAGCGCGCACGCGUUCGAACAGCAAAACUUUCGAUACUUUCCGCGAUCUUUUGGACAGAUCUUGCAACAUGCGCACACGAGGGAACUACAUUUGAGGUUCAGUGUUGGACGUUGGGAUGCCGAGAAUUGGGGACAGCGGCCAUGGAACGGGGCAAGAGAAGGAGGCACUGGUGUCGAGCUGUGGGCGUGGGUAGAGGCUGACACUGAAGAAGAAGCAUUUGCACGAUGGUUGAAGCUGACCAACGCUCUGUCGGGCCUCUUUUGCGCCUCUAUCAACUUUAUCGAUGCUACCAAGACGAUACGGCCGGUCAUGUCAUUCGAUCCUGAAGGUCAGCACGGUAACUCAUCCAAUCUCCAUCUACUCCACGGCACGCUGCCUCACGAAGUCGUCUGCACGGAGAACCUUACACCCUUCCUCAAGUUACUACCUUGCAAGGGCAAGGCAGGUGUGUCCAGCUUACUGGACGGACACAAGCUGUUUGAUGCUUCGUUUCAGACUAUGGCUAUCGAUGUGCGCCCAACAUGUGAACAAGGUAGUUCCAGCUGUUCGAUUGAGAUGGAGCAAAGCGUGGACAUGGUCUUGGACAUUGCGAGAGCCAAGCGUCCAAGAGACAACCCGAUUCCACGACCUCUGCCGAUCAGCCAGAUGGAAUGCGAUACAUCCAAGCCGUACAAUGGCCACGAUACUUGUUACCCUCUGAACAAGGGUACUGAGCCCGGCUGGACACUGGAAGAGGUCUUUGGAAGACCACUUAGGGGAGCAUGUCCGUUGGCAGACCAAGCUGAGGGGGAGGCAAACAAUGUAUGCAUCAACACACCACCGGAACGUACACUCGAAGUCAAGACAACAGGUGAAUUCACCGAGUCAAGACUAGCAUCAGACACGCUCCGAUGCUACAAGCUUCCCACCGGCGCAGACUUCGACCUUGUCCUACCCGAACAGAAGAUGAUGACUGGCCUUGUCCGCCCUGAUCCUCUCAUUUUCGCCGCCAGGUCUAUAAACGGCCAUGGCCAGGAACGGGGUAGCACACAGUCAAUCAUCAAGAAUCCGUCCACCACCAAUGCCGUUGAGAUAGUAUAUCUAGAGUCUCUACCAUGGUUCAUGAAACCCUACCUGCAUACUCUCCAAGCCCGCGUCGACACCACAGACAAAAGCCCCAUCAAGGAGACCUACUAUCGACCAGCUGUUGACCGCGAGCGCGGCACCCACCUCGAAUUGCGCUUGGUCAUCCCACCAAGCUCUACCCUCACUCUAACCUACGAUUUCGAGAAAGCGAUUCUACGUUACACAGAGUACCCACCAGAUGCGAAUCGAGGCUUCGACGUCGCACCUGCUGUCAUCCGUAUCCUUUCUCCCGACUCAGGAGACAACAAGGGAAUCUAUGUUCGCACUACUUCGCUACUUCUCCCCCUUCCAACACCAGAUUUCAGUAUGCCGUAUAACGUCAUCAUUUUGACCAGUACUGUCAUGGCGCUGGGCUUUGGCAACAUCUUUAAUUUGCUUGUUCGCCGCUUUGUGGGUGUGGAUGAGGUGCCUAACAUGGGUGCUGGGGGGCUUAAAGGGAUCGUUCUGGGUAAGGUGGCUAGGCUCAAGGGUUUGCUAGGAAGAGGGUGA
This is a messenger RNA of Alternaria burnsii, 1755 nucleotides long. Its product is annotated as gpi transamidase component gpi16 precursor. Lineage: Eukaryota; Fungi; Ascomycota; Dothideomycetes; Pleosporales; Pleosporaceae. The record is from RefSeq and is a predicted model, not a curated record. Gene Ontology annotation, biological process: attachment of GPI anchor to protein. Gene Ontology annotation, cellular component: GPI-anchor transamidase complex. The transcript is spliced from 2 exons. The coding region runs from base 1 to 1755 and encodes 584 amino acids.